AUGACCAAAGAACCCGAGCCGUCCGACUCCGUAUCCCUGCAGGCCUCUGGCUACACCGAAAAGGGCGUCACCGCCCACGUGGAGAAUGAGAAGCUAGUGAAGCGGUACAGCCCGCUCUCCGUCAUCGCCUUUGCCUUCACCACCACCAACUCGUGGGUGGCCUUCGGGUCCGGGCUGGCCGUGCCCCUGGCCUGCGGCGGCGGCCCGGGCCUGAUAUACGGGCUCGUCGCCGCCGGCGUCGUCAUGGCCGUCAUUGGCGUCGGCUUCGCGGAGCUGGCGUCUGCGUUCCCCUCCGCCGGUGGGCAGUACCACAUCGUCUACAUGGUCUUCCCGCCGCGGGUCCGGCGCGUCGUCGCCUUCGUCACCGCCUGGCUGACCAUCAUCUACAUCAUGGCCGCGCUGGCCUCGUGCAACUUCUUCGUCGCGAGCUCCAUCCUCGACUUGGUCAGUCUGUGGCACCCGGGCUACAAGGCCCAAGCAUGGCAGACGUACCUGCUGCACAUCUUGCUGUGCAUCGUCGGGUUCGUGGCCACCUCCCUGUACCCGUCGGCCAUCGGUCGCCUUGGCAUUACCGUGUUCUGGCUCUCACUGGCCGGGUUUGUGGCGUCUCUGGCCACCAUCCUCGCGGUCAGCGAGAAGAAGCAGCCCGGAUCGGUCGUCUUCGCCGACUACGAAAACGCCAGCGGCUGGUCCGACGGCUGGGCCUUCUUCAUGGCCAUCACGGGCUGCCUGUGGGCUUACAGCGGCGUCGACGGCCCCACGCAUCUGGCCGAGGAGGUGCACAACCCGAGUCGCAACGUCCCGAACGCCAUAUUCCUGACCAUUGGCCUGGGCAUCAUCACGGUGCUGGCGUGGAACAUUGCCCUCAUGUUUGUCGUCGUCGACGUCGGUGCCAUCAUCGAGUCCACCGUGCCUAUCUUGGAAGUCUACAACCAGGCCCUGAACUCGCGCGUCGCGACGACUAUCUGGACCGUCUACUACAUCAUCAUGUUUUACGAAAUCGUCCUCAACCUCUUCAUCUUCGGCGGCCGCACCGUGUGGUCCCUAUCGCGCGACGGGGGUGUGCCAUUCUCCAAAUAUUUCUUGCAUCUCAACCAUGCGAGCCCUAUCCGAGCGACGGCCGUCAUCCUGGCCUUGGAAAUUGUCGUCGGCGUCCUCUACGUGGCCUCGACAACAGCAUACACGAGCUUCAUCAACCUCACGUUGUUUGCGCUCAACAUCACCGUCGUCGUGCCGCAGGCUGUGCUGCUCUUCCGCGGACGUGCCUGCUUGCCCGAGAGAGCCUUUUCGCUUGGCAAGCUCGGAUAUCCCGUCAACGCCCUGGCGACUCUUUUCCUGGUCUUCACUUCCGUGACGCUGUGCUUUCCGUCAUUUGCCCACCCGACCCCAUCUUCGAUGAAUUAUCUCAUCGUGGUAGCCGCGGUCGGCGUCGCUCUGAUCUCGGCAUUUUGGUGGGGUGGACUAAGAGUGCGGUUUACUGGCCCUUCAGUGCAUAUUAGUAGAGGGCCCGUGGAGAUUGAUACUUAA
Messenger RNA from Purpureocillium takamizusanense, 1527 nucleotides. RefSeq lists its product as uncharacterized. Gene Ontology annotation, biological process: transmembrane transport. Gene Ontology annotation, molecular function: transmembrane transporter activity. Lineage: Eukaryota; Fungi; Ascomycota; Sordariomycetes; Hypocreales; Ophiocordycipitaceae. The transcript has a single exon. Gene Ontology annotation, cellular component: membrane. The record is from RefSeq and is a predicted model, not a curated record. Bases 1 to 1527 code for a protein of 508 amino acids.